Helicoverpa zea (corn earworm) is the source of this 1541-nucleotide messenger RNA. RefSeq names its product 17-beta-hydroxysteroid dehydrogenase 13-like. Lineage: Eukaryota; Metazoa; Arthropoda; Insecta; Lepidoptera; Noctuidae. Gene Ontology annotation, molecular function: oxidoreductase activity, acting on the CH-OH group of donors, NAD or NADP as acceptor. Bases 1 to 1017 code for a protein of 338 amino acids. The record is from RefSeq and is a predicted model, not a curated record. Gene Ontology annotation, cellular component: lipid droplet. The transcript has 6 exons.
AUGCAUAGGAAAAAUAUAUUCGUGCGUAUCGUAGGAAGCUUGGCUAGGAAGUUUAGGGUUUUGCAAGAAGUAUGGAUACUGCCGUGGUGGGGCAGUGGGGGACUGGCGGCUGUGCCUUUGUGGACUAUAGAUACGUUGGUGCUGCUCCUCAAACUGUGCUCCACUGUUACCGUGGCAGCUGCAAAAGUGUUGAUCCCGCCGGCCAUGAAGAGUUUGCAUGGAGAAACUGUUUUGAUAACAGGCGCAGGACACGGAGUAGGUCGCGAACUGGCUAUUCAGUUUGCGGAGCUGGGUGCUACUGUCAUAUGCUGGGACAACGACACGCGGCGGAACAAUGCUGUCGUCGAUGAGAUACGGCUUAAAGAUGGAGAGUGUUACGGCUAUACGAUAGACGUGACAGCCCGCGAGCAGGUGACGGCCCUAGCGCUGCGUAUGCGCCGGCAAUUGACCGACGUGUCAAUGGUCGUGAGCAACGCGGGCGUGCUGUCCUGUGCACCCAUCAGCCAUGUUCGCCACGAUGCUAUUGUGAAGCUUAUUGAGACCAACUUGCUUGCACACUUCUGGGUCAUCCAAGCUUUCCUGCCAAGUAUGAUUGAGAGGAGGCACGGGCAUAUCGUUGCGAUUAACUCGAGCGCUGGUCUGAUGCCAUGUGCUGAUAUGAUUCCUUAUUGUGCUGCCAAAUUUGGACUGAGAGGUCUAAUGGACUCUAUAACAGAGGAGCUACGACUGGACACAUGGACGAAGAACAUCAACACAACAUCUGUCUACUUAGCGACCGUUGCUACCGGCAUGUAUCCGCCGCCGUCACAUCGGUUCACAUCGUGGUACUCAGAGAUCACGGCUAAGCAGGCCGCUAAGACUAUUAUAGAAGGAGUUCGCAAAAACCACCGGAAUGUCAGCAUACCGUCAUUUAUGAAGUUCCUCAUCGACCUCAACAACCUUAUGCCGUACAGAAUAAGGGUUAUUUUCACUGAUUUUUUCAAUAUUCGCCACAGAGGAUGGUUUUGUUUUUGCUAAGAGAAUCUUUAGUGGUUCUCGGCUAACUUUUAAGCCUAAAUAUCCUAUACGGAUAAUGUUAAGAGAGCUUUUAUGCUCUAAAAGUUUUUGGUUGUGAUGCUUGGAAAUGUGGAAUGAAGCACUUUACAAGAAGAUUGGUAAAGUGAGUGAGGAUAUGUGCAGAGUCACUCGACAUCAGCAUUGUUACACAAAGGGCAAAUUAGAGAAGUUCUUGGUACUGUGAUUUGCAACAAAUUUUGUCGAAUAAUCAAUACAAAAUUUGUUACCAACAUGGUAUAUUUUUAUGGGAGUGAAAGCGAUGUUGAUAAAAUAUUUCGAGUGAUGCACAAAUUCUUACAGACACUUAAGUUAGGUAGCUUUAUUUAAGUGCCAAUCUUCUCCACGUUUGCAAUCCAAAAUUUUUGUAAAGUAUUGUUUUGAUACAUGUGUUUUUUUAGCUGUAAUGUUAUAGAUGGUAUGAUAAAGACAGUUUUUAUUGUACGGGAUUUAGGUAUUCUUCGAAUAAAUCAUGAACUUUUGUAAAA